Molecule: messenger RNA, 312 nt
Organism: Lachancea nothofagi CBS 11611
Lineage: Eukaryota; Fungi; Ascomycota; Saccharomycetes; Saccharomycetales; Saccharomycetaceae
Source: the annotation of a GenBank genome assembly
AUGGACAUCGACCCAAGACACGCGCACUACAAAGUCCAGCUGCUUCUGCACAUAAAUAGCGUGCUGCUGGCGCGCAUCAACCAGAUGAAUGCCAAUCCCUCCCAGUUUUCCUUGGAACAACAACAAAAUAUCGCGUCGCAGUAUCUCAAACGCGUGCACGCAAAUCUCCAGUGCAUUUCGCAGCUCAACCAGGGCAUCCAGACCUCCAAGCCAGCAGUGCUCGAACCGCCCCAGCUGCCUCUACAGCAGAACUCCCAGGAUAUCCUCGCCAAGCUGUACUUAUUGACCAGCCGCGUAUUCGAAGUUUGGUGA